Messenger RNA from Racocetra persica, 717 nucleotides. NCBI's taxonomy places the organism in Eukaryota, Fungi, Glomeromycota, Glomeromycetes, Diversisporales, Gigasporaceae. The record is from the annotation of a GenBank genome assembly.
CAAAUUGCUCUACUAGGUGCUCUAGGCAAAGCAGCAGUCUCUAUAUCGGAUGGCGAUUUAUGUUAUGCGAUGAUUCAUGGAUCUCAGCCACAAUGGACUCUUAUGCCAAUCCAUGGAAUGUUUUCUUGUGUCAUUCCAACAUAUUAUGUUCAUGGUUCUAACACUAGCGGUGCUCGUUACGCGUUUCCAAGUUCGUUGGGUCAAACCUCUAAAACUAACAAAUAUAAACGUAUCUUAAAAGAGAUACAAAUUCAUAUGCGAUUAAGAACUUCUGGAGAUAAGAAUGAAAUUCGGCAGAGUUAUCUCCCUGCAUUAUUCACUGCACUCUCUCAACCACUAAUCGAUAAAGGAGCGGAUGGAAUUAUUGAAGUAAUUGAACUGAUGGACCAAUAUUAUCUUAACAAGGAAGACUGGGAUGCAAUUAUGGAAUUAAGCAUCGGAGGUGAUAAAAUAUUAAAAGAGAUCGACAAACCCGUUAAGGCUGCUUUUACAAGAAAAUAUAAUUCGUCAUCACAUCCUGUGCCGUUCCUCAAAGCUUCAUCAGUUAAAUCAUCAAAGGCUGCUGGUAGUGUUGCUGCAGUUCCUGAUUUUGAAGAUGCAAUUGAAAUCGAACAAGUUGUCAAAGAUGAAGAUGAAUUUAGCGACGAUGAUGAUUUAUCAAAAGAUAAAUUUAUCAAACAAAAUGGUGGACGCAAGGCUGUUAGAAAGCUAAAGUGA